UACCAGCCUCGCCCGGGCCAGAUGCAGAAGUACCAGCAGCCUGGUGCAUCCCCAUCAGUCCUAGCACCGGGCGAUCCCGUGUUAGAACUGAGGGAUCUAGUGACAACCUUGGUGAGCACUAGUACCCAAAAGUUCAAUAAAGUGGAGCAAUUCAUGGAAAUGGCUGCAGGCAAAUUCAUGGAGAUUGAGGCUGGCUAGAGAAACCAACAGGCACUAUUGCAGGAUAUGGACACCAAGAUCGGGCACCUGGCAGAUGCCCUUGCUUCCAGACUGGCUGGAACGCUUCCUGGACAACCCCUUCCAAACCCCAGAAAUCAUAAGGAGGGGUUGCAUGCCAUUAUGUUAAGAAGUGGGACUAUGACUGCGGAUGCACCGCAGAAGAGUGCCAAGAAGGUGACCCAAAUCACCCCAGAGCCGGAAGAAGACCUGGUGAUGGAAAAAGAGACAGAGGCUCAAGGUCCAAAGCCACAACCAGUAGUGGCUGUAUAUAAGCCUAAGCUCCCUUUUCCGACCAGGAUGUACAAAGACAGGCUGGAGGCAGAGUUCGACAACUUCUCGUCCAUGCUUAGGAAGUUGCAUUUCCAAGUUCCCUUCAUGGAGGCACUAUCUCUGAUGCCUAAGUACGCGAAGUUCCUGAAGGAGCUUCUCUCGAAGAAGCGUAGGCUGAGCGAGCUGGCCACUAUGGAGCUCAGCGAGGAGUGCUCGGCCAUUCUGCAGAACAAGCUUUCGCAGAAGCAAAAGGGCCCAGGUAGUUUUACUAUCCCAUGCUCUAUAUGUAAAUUGCAUGUAGAGAGGUCCUUGGCGGAUCGAGGUGCUAGUAUUAAUGUGAUACCAUAUAAAUUGUUCAAGAAACUAGGCCUAGGUGAACCCAGUGCAACUAGGAUGAGUAUUCAACUAGCUGACCAAUUUAUAGUGCAUCCUAGGGGCAUAGUGGAAGACCUUCUGGUUAAGGUUGACAGAUUCUUUUAUCAUGUGGAUUUUGUUGUCUUGGACAUCAAAGAAGACGCAAAAGUGCCUCUUAUACUGGGAAGGCCUUUCCUGGCCACCGCCAAGGCUCUCAUAGAUGUACAUGAUGGGACCUUAGUCUUGAGGGAUGGGGAGGAGCGAAUAACAUUUUCCAUUGCUAAUACUGCCCCUGCUUCAUCGCCUUUGCAUGAUGUUUCUCACCAGGAGCACGAGUCUGUCGUGUAUCCUUCUGUGCUUCCCAUUUUGCAGGACCCCCCUCCCAUAUCUUCGCCGCCACUCCCGUCCACUCCAUUCCCAAAAGAAAAGAUCAAUAAGGAGUGGCGGUCGAAGCUGCAUGUAGCCAAGCCUGCUCAAAAGAAAGCCGGAGACCACUAUGAGCUAGUCCUGCCUCCUGAGCCACGACUGCCUUGCCAUCCGAGUAUUCACUCGCUUGCAUCCUGUCGGAUGGUCAGGUCGACUUGACAAGUGCUGGUGGUCACACCCGUCGUGUGCAUGGCCACCAUCUGAAGCUGUACCUCAAGAGCGAUGUGGAUCCGCUCUUGGAAGCACCUGUUCCUACGCCUCUCUGAGCAUCCACCCUACUAGCGUCUAUCUAAAAGGCGGUAAAGAAGCGCUGGUGGGGAGGCAACCCCACCACGGUUUGCAUUUAUGUCCUUUCUCCUUUUCACUUUUGUCGGUUUUUGAGUCUUUGAGUCUAUCAAGAGUCUGUCUGGAAUGCAUUUCGUGCGCCGGAUGGUCUGUUUUUGUCUAUGGUGGUGUUUAUUUUCGAGUCGGGGCACGAAUGAGUUUGGUUGUCUGAAAAUGCAGUUUAAAAUUUUUGACAGGGGGCUCUCGGCAGUGCAACUACAGGCAAGGGGGACUCAAUUACGGUCGUAUUUCCUUAUCCCUCUGCCCGUAUUUCAGUCAGAAACAAGGGAGAAACCUCGGUAGUGUAAUUACGGGCAGGAUCAGACCAAAUACGCUCGUAAUUGUGCCCGUAAUUGGUUCAGAGAGACUGGUUCGCCCUCCAGUCACCGUUCCUGAUCACCAUUUCACGGUAACAUCGUUCCCCUUCCCUCUGCUCCAUUGAGGGCAAUGUCGAACUUAAGUGUGACUACGACGACCUAUAAUGAUGACUGGGACGUGCAGUAGAAUUGUGUAGGGGUUCAGUUUUUCAACUGUUUGCUUACCAACUGUGACUUGGAUUUAUCACUUGUUCUUGACAGUCAUUUAUGCAUCUAGUUCAUGGAAUCAGAAUGAGAGAUAGAGCAUAUAGGUAGCCAUGUGAGAUUUGAUCCUGCUCGUUUCUUUCUUGUGCGAUAGAUCCCUCUUCCAUGAUGUGUAGCACUCACGUUGUCACUAGCUAAGAUGAUGGAGGCAUAAGAUUAGCCCACGACCAAAUUGAUUGUCCUAGUGUGUCGUACCCCCUAGUCAGCCCCUUUGAGUCGUGUCACUUUCUUUCUUUCGGGUUAUAAUGGAAAAUCACCCUUUUGCAUCUCUUAGAAGGUUCCACGGAGUGGUUUUUGCAUGUUCUCUACUGUUUCUGCUAAAAUAAUGUGAGGGUUGGAGGUAGUUCUUAAAAAAGUUGGGCAUGUGUUUGAAAAAUGUGCAAAGGUAGUGAUUCUCUCAAGAAAUGAAAAAAAAAGAAAAAAAUGGAUGAAAGCUAAAGAGAGCCACUACCAAAAAUCUGAAUCAUGCUCAUUAAGUAGUGUUUCUUAGCAGUCUGGCUUAGAAAUACUAACAUUAUUGUGAUGAUACCCAUUUAUAUGAACUCUAACAUUUAGAGGCUGCCGUCAUGGUGAAGAGACGUUAGGGAUUGAGAGAAUAAGUAUGCGCAUUUUUUACAUCAAAUUGUCCUGACCCCACUGGUCGAGAGUGAGUGAUUCAUUUCCUUGUUCUUUACACUCUUUACCCCGGUGAGGACCUAGAUGGCUCGGUCUUGAUUCUGAUGUCUUGAGUUUUAUGCAUGAGUUGACUGUCUUGAAUAAGUGGUUGAGUCAAGUCUAGGUUGGUUGGUGAACAAAAGGGAGACUCUUCCUAUAUCCGAUUUUGCUGCACUCGAAUGUCCUCUGUGGUGGUCGUCCAGGUUUCUGUUGAAGUUGUUCAUGUGUUGAUAUCUAAAAGCAAGUAUGAUUCUCGUGUUUCGUGCCUAUAUGAUAUGUCCCCAAGGCUUGCAUGAUUGAAAUGUGUUGAGCUUUCCUUGUAUCUGACUUGGUUUGCUUGGGGACAAGCAAACAGUUAAGUGUGGGGGGAUUUGAUAGCCUCGUAUUGGCACAUGUUUGCACCCUUGUUUCUUAACCAUUUUGCCUCAAACUUGUGGUGUCUUGGCCUAUUUUAUGCUAGAUUGUGUUCCUUUGUCACAUUUCAGGUCCUAGUAUGUAAAUUGAAGCAAAGGCGCAAGUUUCAAGUCAAUCGGAAUCCAUUUGGCAAUUCGGGAGAAGAAACACGGGCAUGACCU
This is a messenger RNA of Linum trigynum, 3403 nucleotides long. Lineage: Eukaryota; Viridiplantae; Streptophyta; Magnoliopsida; Malpighiales; Linaceae. The record is from the annotation of a GenBank genome assembly.